GUAGCGGACGACAGCACAAAAAAAAAGGAAAACGAUUGACACACGCAGACUGAGGGUGCAUCUUUGUCAGCCGUUUGGUGGUAGUUAUUUCCUUUUCAAGCCCGCAAAGCCAAGCUUUCAAUGACGAUGGAAAAUCAGGAAGAAAUUUUGAUGCUGCUGGAGCGCUUUACCAAAUCGAAGCAGAAGGACAUACCGCGCGAGCUCGAGGACUAUCUGAACUUUGUCGCCCGGACGGGCGAUACGCUGUACCGUUGGGUGCUGGUGAAGCCGCUGUUCCGGGAAAAGCUGGUCAACGUAAUUACGGACUUUCAUCACAGCACGCCAAGCAUCGCAGAUAUUCCCCAAUGUCCCAACGUCGAUCCGUUCAACUUCGAACGAAUGAAGCGAGCGCUGCUGGAGCGGCUCGACUCCUUCAAUUCCGCACCGUUCACGGUGCAGCGUAUCUGCGAGCUGCUGACGGAACCACGCAAACAGUACACACGCAUUGAUAAGUUUAUGCGCGCGGUGGAAAAGAAUAUUUUGGUCGUAAGCACGCAGGAACCGGGUCGCCGCCGCAGUGACAGCGAGAACGGCGAUUCGCUCGACUCGAUCGUGAACGGUGAUCUGGAGGUGAACGUUGACAUCGAAAUGGACAACGAGCAGUUCCAUCUCGAAGCGGACGCCCUGCUGCCGGACUCGAGCGACCCUGUCAGCUCGCUGCACAGUUCGCUCGCGGACUCGGUUGGGUCGUCGCAGCGAUCGGGCGAAGUCGGAAGCGAACUGAACGGCGGCGGCGGCUUCAUGAGCACGACCGACGCCGGCAGUCAAACCAUCGGAAAAAGUGGGCUGAACUCGGACGGUCAUCAGAGCGUUAUUGAUACGAACGAAAACGCUACCGACGGCGAUAUAGCCGCACCAAUGCUUGAGGCUUCCGUUGAAUCAUCCUCCACGACAACUCACGAACCAACCGGAAAGGAAGAGGAAAACGAAAGAGCUGCCCCGCCAAAAGAGACACCACAGAACGUGGAUGAAGCGGUCAACAACACGGACACACCACCCACCGCACAGACGGUUCGGGAGGAAGAAAUCACGGCCGCGCCGGAAGGUUUGGACGAAGCAGCAGCUAAAGAACCACACCAGGAAGACUCAGUAAAGGGAGCCGUGGAAGGGGAGCAUGAGGAGAAGGUGGAACAAAUCAAAUCUCAACCUGUUCCGCCGGAGGGUGCCGCCGGAGUAGAUGAAAAGGCCGGCAGUACAACGGCGGAAGUGGCUCAGGAAGACGAUGAUGAGCCGAAAGCCAAAAUGAUCAAGUACGACGACGAUGACGCGCAGGUUGCAGCGUCAUCGGUCUCGUCCGGCACCACCAGCGUAAUCAAAGCCGAUGUCCAUGCGUCCGAUGUUGUCGAUGAAGCGCCGGCUGACGACCCCUUAACCAACUCGAAAGCAGUCGUGGACGAAGUAAUAAAAGCCGAUGGCGACCGCGCCGCGACGGUGGAAUCGGUCGUCGUACCUGACGCGGUGGAACCGGAGGCAGACGGAGCGAUCCCAAGCGGCGAACCGGCCGUCGGCAACAAUUCUGAUCUUAAAGAACAUUCCAAAAGUGACGAAGCCGAAUCAGUGGCAGCAACAGUGCCAACUUCCGUCGCACCAGAACCAACUGCGGAGGUGGUUCCGCAGCAAAAAGCCGGCGAACCAACCGAACCAACAACUUCCACCACAACGCAGGCAGCUUUGGCCGAGAUGGAAGCAUCAUCGUCCUGCGUAGAACCGACGACGAGCCAAGUCGUAGAAGCCGCCGAUGUUGCGCCGACCACCUCGCAAGAGCUAGAAAUGGAACUGGCAACGGUCGCUGGUCUCACUUCCGCGCCGGCCCCAGCUGCAGCUGCUGCCGCUUCCGAAAAUGUCGUGGUGGAAGAGGUGGACAUGGCAGGCGAACCGGGCCAACCGACAGAGAUGGCCGCCGAGGAGGACGCCAAGCCGGACGAUAACGUGAUGGACAUUGACGAAUCGAGCGUCGAGAUGAUGGAUCAGUAGUAGUAGCGGCAGCUCGAUCUCCCGAGGAAUCCUCCCCACGGCCGUGAUGGGACGAGGGGGACGGGGUGACGAUGGUGUGCUCUGCGGAAGCGGUUAACCCGACGUCUCUCUCUCUCUCUCUGUUGUAUUAACGCUAAUCUUAAUGGAAUCGAUUUUUUAAACCGGACAAAUAAACUCAAAUAACUUCACCAAACGUCAA
Messenger RNA from Anopheles stephensi (Asian malaria mosquito), 2212 nucleotides. RefSeq names its product serine/threonine-protein phosphatase 4 regulatory subunit 2 (gene PPP4R2r). Gene Ontology annotation, cellular component: cytoplasm; nucleus; protein phosphatase 4 complex. The transcript has 3 exons. Gene Ontology annotation, molecular function: protein phosphatase regulator activity. The record is from RefSeq and is a predicted model, not a curated record. NCBI's taxonomy places the organism in Eukaryota, Metazoa, Arthropoda, Insecta, Diptera, Culicidae. Gene Ontology annotation, biological process: protein dephosphorylation. Bases 121 to 2013 code for a protein of 630 amino acids.